AUGGGUACACGCGCAAUAAAUAGUAGACUAAAGUUCUCAAAAGAAGUAGCAACAUCCAUACGUGGAGCAAUUAUUUUAGCAAAAUUAUCUGUUAUUCCUGUGAGAAGAGGAUAUUGGGGAAAUCAAAUUGAUCCAGCACACACUGUACCAUGUAAAGUUACAGUUGAAUGUGGUAGUGUAUUAGUAUGUUUAAUUCCUGCUCCACGUGGUACAGGUUGA
Molecule: messenger RNA, 219 nt
Organism: Didymodactylos carnosus
Lineage: Eukaryota; Metazoa; Rotifera; Eurotatoria; Philodinida; Philodinidae
Source: the annotation of a GenBank genome assembly